Messenger RNA from Centropristis striata (black sea bass), 2485 nucleotides. RefSeq lists its product as uncharacterized. The coding region runs from base 334 to 996 and encodes 220 amino acids. The record is from RefSeq and is a predicted model, not a curated record. The transcript is spliced from 3 exons. Lineage: Eukaryota; Metazoa; Chordata; Actinopteri; Perciformes; Serranidae.
AGUCCAAAAGCCCAAUCAUAUUCAGGCUACUAGUGCACAUGUAAACACGCUUGUGGAGUCUGUUGUUGAAAUGGUUAUUGACUGACAGAAGGAGAGAACAACAGGCUCCUUUAGGCCUUUUAAAACAUGGUCAUUAUCCACCCAGCAGAGGGAAACACAAUGACUUGCCUUUUUGUAGAACCCAUUAAACUAUCUACCACAAAACUCCACACGUGAGCUUGUUUUUUAACAUACAAUGGGUUGGUAUUAGACAAGGCUGCACCUUCUUCACCAAGGUUUUAUUUCCAUUCUGUGGCUUUACAUUUUUAUGAGUUUGAUUUUUAUUAAUGUACCAUGUAUGCAUGUUUACUCUCAAUUAUGUUUUGUUAUAUUUUGGGUUCUACUCAGUUUUGUGAUUAUGUCCUUUUCUUUUUGUUCUUUUGUUUUCCCUUCUGGUCCUUACUGUCCUUUGACUCUCACUUCCAUCCCUUUUUGUACUCCUGUCCUCUCUUUUUUACCUUGCGUUGUAUGUUUUUGGAUUUCUUUCCAUCCUCCUUGCUGGCUGUCACCAUCUCCCUCAGCCAGCAGGGUCUAGUGGCCAGAUGCAGCCUGUACACUCGGCACAUGGACAGCAGAGCUGUUGGACUGCUGGACAGAUCCUUGCCAGGUCUGAGAGCAGUGGGGGAUCAGUCAUACGCACUGGGACACACAGACACAUACAGGUUGGCCAGUAUUCACACACCACAAAGCAGGUCCCAACCUCUCUCACUUCCUCCUCUGUUUGCACCAAAGAAGGGGGACCUCUGCAGCCAGGCAAGCAAAGAGACACACGUGGGUUCAGUUGCAGAAGCCUGUGGUGCUGAAGAAGAGAUCAAGGUGUUGGUCAACCAGAGACACACGUCAGAGACACAGAGCGACAGAAGCAGGCGAGGCUGGUCGUGGACCGUAGGAGAGAACUGCUGCACCGCCCAGUGGGUGAAGCAGAAGCAGGAACACAGGAGCACCCGGCCCUGGUAACCAGGAACCGGUUCUUAUCAAAGUACUGAGAGAUUAUUCAAAUGUUGCUGCAGAAAAAUACUUCUCUGUUUAAUUUUGAAAGCAUGCUUUCAAAACAAAUGUAUGCAAAAGCAGUGGCAUUGAUGUGGCAUUGAUGUUUAGCAUUGAUAUCUCCUGCUGAGAGCUCUAUCAAACUUCACUUCAAGGUUUAAACUGUGACACUGCCAAUCUUUGUGGUUUAAAAGAAGAAUGUCCGUCUUCGUAGGUCUACAAGAUGAAGUCAUUUUACUGUCAUCGGGUAGUCUUAACUGACAAACUGGUGCUCAGAGAGAUAUAUGGAGGUGUUUAACCCUUAAAUGGGCACUCAUUGAAAUACUUGCAAAUUCCAAAUUUCAACCCUAGAGAAUAUUGGAGGAUAUUACAUACAGCCAGAAUGUGUAAAAAUACGGACCCAGGGGAGGGGGGUUAUAUUUUGAAAAAAAAAAGUAAGAUAUUUAAGUGGCAAAUCUACGAGAGAAAAAAAUGUGCAGAUUUAUGAGAUUUAAAGUGGUGAAUCUGCGAGAAAAAAAUGUGUUUUUUUCCCCACUUUUUUCUCUUAAAUCUGCAACUUUUUUCGCCCAUAUUUGCCACUUUAAAUCUCGUAAAUCUGCAACUUUUUUCGUGCAGAUUUGCACCUUUAAAUCUCUUAAAUCUGAUACUUUUUUUCUUGUCGAUUUGCUACUUUAAUCUAAUAAAUUUGCAACUUUUUUCUCUAAAUAUUACAAAUCCAUGUGGUUCUACAACCUCACAGAGAGACACGGGGACCCCAUUUUGAUAUCCACUGAAGUUACCAAAUAUAGUUCUUCGCCCGAUAAAGGGUUAACUACAAGAACCAUCAGACACCUUGCGGCGCAGGUGGAUUCCCACUAGAUCACGUGAGAAUCGUGAUAACAGUAAAUUCCAUCUCGUCAAGCUUCAAGUCAGCCAAUAAGUAACUCAGUACAUGAGUGACAUACCUUUGUGUCAACAGCAGUCUUACCUUCUGGGGAAAUGCUAACCUCUAUUUUUAGACAAUUUUGCAAUGCCUUCGCUUGUUAUGCAAGCUCAGCAGUUUUUGAGCGAGCCAAAAUAUUGUGGAAACUUUUUCAGAGCCGAGUGGAAAGUGUCUAUUUUCACAUCAGUAAUCUGAUCUUUAAGAAAGGAACAAUGGUGUGUAUGAUGGACUCUUGAGAAGUAAAGUUGACAUAAUUAUGAACGUCCCUUCUCACUCACUGUACAGUCAAUUUGACCUUUGACCUUCAGGGAGCGUUAUAUAUAUAUAUAUAUAUUCCUGACAGCUAAUACAAAUAUCAAAGUGCUGUUCAGGUAAUAAUUGAAGCUAGAGUCUGACAGACAGGAUACAGGGAGGUGCUGCUGACCUUUUUUUUAAUGAAUGUAUUAUUGAGACAAUGUGUUGUAUGUUUCAUGACAUGUUUUAUGGUAAAACUGAAGGCCAAGUUCCACAUUGGACAAUAAAGUUUUUGUAUUUGUA